Messenger RNA from Frankliniella occidentalis (western flower thrips), 1950 nucleotides. RefSeq names its product lipase 3-like. NCBI's taxonomy places the organism in Eukaryota, Metazoa, Arthropoda, Insecta, Thysanoptera, Thripidae. The coding region runs from base 264 to 1742 and encodes 492 amino acids. The transcript has 9 exons. The record is from RefSeq and is a predicted model, not a curated record. Gene Ontology annotation, molecular function: hydrolase activity, acting on ester bonds. Gene Ontology annotation, biological process: lipid metabolic process.
AAGGCCGCGAUGCAGCCCGCCACCUGGGACACGGGCUGCGACGUGGAGGACAGCGCCGCGGACAGCAGGACGGUGACCUCGAGGAAGUCUUUCAUCGCCCUCAUCGUGGCGGGCCGGCUAUACGCGGCGGACGACACGCGCGCGCCCUCGCGUGCGGCGGGCGUUUUGGCGGUGGACUUCGCCUGAUGCGAGCGAGCUAAUGGCCAUCCUUUCAGUCCAGGCGCGGAAGCGUCCGGGGUGUCUGAGGUGACGGCGCAAGAUCAAUGAUCGGGAGUGAGAUCUCAUUGUGGCACCAGCACUACGCUGCUGCGGACGCCUGCGAGCUAGGCCGCCCGCACCGCGUCGUCCUGUCCACCCUGUGCCUGGCAAUGCACCCGGUGGAGAUGGCGGCCGUGGCGGGGGUCCUGCUGGUCUCGGCCGUGCUGAACGCCGUCCUGGCCGUGGCCUACGAGUCCGUGGACACCGUGCCGGACUACGCCUCGUUCGGCCCGCUGUGGUCCGCCUACGUCCUCUCCAGCGACGGGACUCCCCGCAUCGACUUGAGCGCGUGGCGCCGGGACUUCAACCCUCUGCUGGACCUGGACCCGGUGGAACUCUCCCGGUACUGGGGCUACAACGCAGAGCUGCACCACGUGACCACGGACGACGGCUACAUCCUGGGCAUCCACCGCAUCACGGGACCUUCGAGGGGCGCAAGAACCUCGGAAUCUGGCAAUGAGCUGGGCAGGGGCAGGGGGCAACAGAGACCCGUAGUGAUCAUGGCGCACCCCCUUCUGCCCUGCUCCGCCGAGUGGAUCGUCCUCGGCCCCGGCAAGGCGUUAGCGUACCUCCUGGCCGAUGAGGGUUUCGACGUGUGGCUCUUCAACGCGCGGGGCAACACGUACUCACUGAACCACACGACGCUCGACACCAAGUCUGCCGCUUUCUGGGACUUUUCGUUCCAUGAGCACGGGACGCAGGACCUACCGGCCCUCAUCCAGUACGCGAUGCGCGAGACGGGCGAGCGGCGGGUGCAGUACGUGGGCUUCUCCAUGGGCACCACCAUGAUGUUCGUCAUGGCCGCGGAGCGCCCGGACGUGGCCAGGCACGUGCAGCUCUUCACCGGCUUCGGCCCCGUCAUGCACGUCAUGAACGUCCGAUCGGCCCUCUUCCGCCUCGUGCUCCAGACCAACCCGACGCGCAUGCGGAACGCCGCCGCGCACGGUGUGUAUUGGCUCCUGCCCACCUCAGCGGCGAUCCGCACGGCCGGCGAGAUCUUCUGUUCGGACGGCAGCCCGACGCAGCCGCUGUGCGUGCUGCUCAUCAACGCGAUGAGCGGCCGUAACGACAAGCAGAGUAACCCGUCCCUGUUACCGUACGCAAUUUCUCGGACGCCGGCUGGAACGUCGUACAAAAACAUUGGCCACUACGGACAGUCCCAUGUACAAGGCUUCCAGCAGUACGAUUACGGGACGGCCGAGAACCUCGCACGGUACGGCCAGGAGAGGCCACCCAGGUACAACGUGAGCAACAUCGUCGUCCCCUCCAGACUGUACUACGGGAUGAACGAUCUGCUGGCGGUUCCACGGGACGUGGAGCCCCUGUGUGCCGCACUGCCAAACGUGUUGAGCUGCGAUGCCGUGGCAGACCCACUCUGGACGCACUUGAACUUCGUCUGGAGCAAGGAGGCACCCGAGCUCGUCUACAAGAGAGCCAUCGCCGACAUGAAGGAAGCCGUGUUGUCGACCAACGGGUACAGUUAACAAGACGCGUGGAGGGAGGGUGGCUGGAGACCAUAGCAGAAGGCUAUGCAGGAAUGACUUGGGCUGUCCACCGCAUUUUAAAUCUGUGAUAAUUUUUAUAAUAAGGCUCUUUAUUUUGCCUCGAGCGUACACCGGCGUGCGAUAUAAGAUUUGUGUUUGUGUUCUGUGAUAUUUUUAAUAAUAAAGUUUUUUCAACAACCUUCUUGUA